AUGUCCAACCCGCUGCCGAGCGGGACUCCAGCGCGGUCGAUCGCGAGGGUGUACGCAGACGCCAACUCGAGCAGGCCCAAGAGCUGGUGGAACUAUGACGAGUUGAUGGUUGCAUGGGGGAUUCAAGACAACUACGAGGUCGUGCGCAAGGUUGGGCGAGGAAAGUACUCGGAAGUCUUCGAAGGCGUCAACAUCGUCAACGACGACAAGUGCGUGAUCAAGGUUCUCAAGCCCGUCAAGAAGAAGAAGAUCAAGCGCGAGAUCAAGAUCCUGCAAAACCUCGCCGGAGGCGAGAACAUCAUCAACCUGUAUGAUGUCGUGCGGGACCCGCAGAGCAAGACCCCCUCGCUAGUCUUCGAGCACGUCAACAACACCGACUUCAAAGUCCUCUACCCUCGCUUGACCGACUACGACGUCCGGUACUACAUCUACGAACUGCUCAAGGCGCUCGAUUUCUGCCACUCGAGGGGAAUCAUGCAUCGCGAUGUCAAGCCGCACAAUGUCAUGAUUGAUCAUGAGAAGCGGCAGCUCCGCCUGAUCGACUGGGGACUCGCCGAGUUCUACCACCCCAACACCGAGUACAACGUCCGCGUCGCCUCGCGCUACUUCAAGGGUCCCGAACUGCUCGUCGACUUCCAAGAAUACGACUACUCGCUGGAUAUGUGGUCCCUUGGGUGCAUGUUUGCCAGCAUGAUCUUCCGCAAGGAACCGUUCUUCCACGGCCACUCGAACGAGGACCAGUUGGUCAAGAUCACGAAAGUCCUCGGGACGGAUGAGUUGUACGAGUACCUCGAGAAGUACGAUAUCGAGCUCGCGCCCGAAUUCGACGAUAUCCUCGGCCGGUACGCGAAGAAGCCGUGGUCAAAGUUUGUGAAUGCCGACAACCAGCGAUACAUCAGCAACGAAGCGAUCGACUUCCUCGACCACCUCCUCCGGUACGACCACAACGCGCGCAUCACGGCCAAGGAAGGACAGGGGCAUGCGCUGUUCGCGCCGGUUAGGGAGCAGGAGAGGCAGGGGAAGGGGAAGGUUGAGGAGAUGAGGUAG
Rhodotorula toruloides NP11 is the source of this 1047-nucleotide messenger RNA. RefSeq names its product casein kinase II subunit alpha. The record is from RefSeq and is a predicted model, not a curated record. Lineage: Eukaryota; Fungi; Basidiomycota; Microbotryomycetes; Sporidiobolales; Sporidiobolaceae. Gene Ontology annotation, cellular component: protein kinase CK2 complex; nucleus; cytosol. Gene Ontology annotation, molecular function: ATP binding; protein serine/threonine kinase activity. The coding region runs from base 1 to 1047 and encodes 348 amino acids. Gene Ontology annotation, biological process: regulation of transcription by RNA polymerase III; protein phosphorylation; DNA damage response. The transcript has 10 exons.